AUGUCCGCCCCCAACGCUGGCCGCCAAUCCCCAUCUCCAUCUCGCCAAACGGGGCCCCAGGAAUCCGACAUCCCGGGCUGGACCGGAAAGGCGGAACAAACUGUCACAGACGGACACGGGUCGGAUGCAGAGCAGCCAAUGGAGAACCUUGCAGCUGGUCGACGUACUGGUAGUGGCGAUGUUCCCGGUGCGGCUGUUGAUAGUCGGUGCAAUGUGAGGUUGCUGAGUAACCCAGUGCAUCCGCUCGAGGAGGAGUCGAGGAGGAAGUUGGAGAAGGGGGUUGUGGGGAUGAGGUGA
This is a messenger RNA of Paracoccidioides brasiliensis Pb18, 297 nucleotides long. RefSeq lists its product as uncharacterized. Bases 1 to 297 code for a protein of 98 amino acids. The transcript has a single exon. The record is from RefSeq and is a predicted model, not a curated record.